GGCAAAAGGGUCUCAAUGUUGGCACUUUCUUUUGUUAGAGCGGUAUUUUUGGGAUUUUGGUUUUUUUUACUAUUGGCUGUGACAACCUGCUAUGGUGACAAUGAGACAGCAGAGGUGAUUGGAAUUGUAGAAUGUGCAGAUUGCACACGGAAGAAUUUCAGCCAGACCUUUUCAGGGCUUCAUGUCACCAUUGAUUGCAAGUCUACAAAUGGAAAGCUCAAAACAGCUGGGGUUAGUGAACUUGAUGAAGAAGGAAAAUUCACAGUAUCUCUUCCUAAUGGGAUUGCAAAAAUGGAGAAUUGAAAGAGGAUUGCUUUGCACAGCUUCACAGCGCAACUGGCGCGCUAUGUGCUCUCCACAACGAUCAAGAGGCCUCAAAUAUAAUCUUCAAGUCCGUAGCCAAUGGGAAACAAACCUUUGGCCUAUCUGGGAAGCUACAAUUUUCUCCGAUGACCUGUGUUUCAGCCUUCUUGUGGCCUUUUUUCAAGCACCCACCAUUGCCCCAUUUGCCUCAUUGGCCAAAGUUGCCACAUUGGCCAG
Molecule: messenger RNA, 540 nt
Organism: Camellia sinensis
Lineage: Eukaryota; Viridiplantae; Streptophyta; Magnoliopsida; Ericales; Theaceae
Source: RefSeq, a predicted model, not a curated record